AGGGCUGAUAGACUUAAACACGAAAGGCAUGGAAUCACGGUGGGUGCAGCAAUCGGACUAAGAAAGCAGGAAAGGAGACAUUGCAAGAUGGCCCGACGAAUGACGUUCUGGGAGGACGGACCUCGUGGGAUCCUGCCACCGAGAAUAUCAGAAGGCAGGGUCGAAAUAAGCCUGCCAGCAAGAAAUGCGGUAAGCAAUCCGGUAAUGGACUGGGUGGGGGUAGAGUUGGUGGAGGACACGGUGUACCUAGUAGUGGAGCUGGAAUGGCGUGCGAGAGAGGAGUUCGGGGGCGUAAAUCUGAACCUCCCAGGGCGAGUGCAUGCGACGGGAUCCUUACACCUGUCGGAAGAAGGGUGGCGGACCGUUGGUAUUGCCUUGGCCUCCGGGGAUGACCCCGUGCGAAUGUUCGAAGGGGCAUGGCAAAUAACCUGGCGGGAGGGGUUUGAGUUUGCAGACCCGGAACGAGAUGACGUGACGGCAGAGGACAUCAAGGACUUACUCCGCCGGUUCCUAGUAUACAACAUUACGGCUAGUGAACCAAAGAGUAUCCUAGCAAUACCGGAGGUAACUAUACUAGGAUUUCGUUGCGGUGCUUACGGCAGGAAGCCGGAUCCGGAAAAGACCGACAAGAUAUCACAGUGGCCGACACCGCUACGCACGACGACGGAGGUAAGGGCGUUUCUAGGCGUAGUCGGCUUUUGGAGGAUCUUCAUUAAGAACUUUGCCAAGAUUGCUGAGCCUAUCCGGGCUAUGAUCAGGGAAGAAGGAACCAUUGAUUGGACGGAGGAGCGAGAGGGAGCUGUCCAGACCCUCAAGGGCAUUCUGACGUCGGAGCAGGUCGCUUUGUCGGCCCCCUGCUUUAAUGAUGAGGUAGGACGACCAUUCAUCCUGGAAACAGAUGGAGGGCCCUUGGCCGUAGGAGGCGUACUGAUUCAAAGGGACGAGGGAGGAAAAGAGAGGCCAAUUAGGUUCGAAAGUAGAACCCUGAACUCCGCAGAACGGCUGUACUCGCAAUUCAAGAAGGAAGUCCUAGUCAUCCUGCAUUGCCUUAAGACCUUCCAGGCCUACCUAUUUGGGAGGCGAUUCAUCUUAAGGAUCGAUCCGACGAAUGUCGCAGGGGCUCUAAAGAAGUACAGGCCUAUAGAUCCGACGGUGGGGAGAUGGGUAGGAUUCAUCUGGCAGUUCGAUUAUAAGAUCGAACGGAUUGCGGGGAUUAGGAACAAGGUUGAUGGGCUCAGCCGGGUCUGCAUCACUCCCGAAGGGGUGGAGGAUGCGGAGCCCAUAGACGCGUUCCUCGAAUACGAAGGAGGAACUCUUGCGCUGGAUAAUGAAAGGAUGAGCGAAGGAUGCACGUCGGGAGAACUAUUGAUCCAGACUUUGGAGAAGGGGGCACCUGCCGAAGGGAAAAAGUUGAGACCAGUCGAGUACAUGAGCAAAAAGAUGCCAUCAAAGAAGUUGGCAAAGUCCACCUACGAAAGGGAACUCUAUGCUAUCUACAAGGCACUCGUCCACUGGAGGCACUAUUUGUUAGGGAGGUUCUUCUAUUUGAGAACUGACCAUCAGACCCUCAAGUGGAUCACGACCCAACCAGUUAUCUCCGAUGCACUCAAACGCUGGAUUGAAGUCAUAGAUCAGUAUGACUUCAAACUAGACUAUGUGAAGGGAGAGUACAACAAGGUUGCAGAUCCGUUGUCUAGGAGGGCAGAUUACCUAGGUGCGCUGAUUUAUGAGUUUGGCUUGUCUGAGGACGUUACUCGAUCUUUGGUGGAAGCCUACAAGGAAGAUCCCAUCACGAUGGACAUCAUCAACAAAUUGCAGGCCAAAGACAAGGCCACAAUUGACGAGUUUGUGAUGGUGGAUGGGUUACUCUUUCUCGAGAAGGCAGGAUUUAAGAGGUUCCAUCUAGGGAGAUUUUGCGUAGUUUAUUUUUAGCAGGCUGUCGAACAUAUCAAGAAAUCUCAAGAAGCUAUGAUUGCAUCUGAGAACAAACGUCACCGACAGUU
Chara braunii is the source of this 2003-nucleotide messenger RNA. Lineage: Eukaryota; Viridiplantae; Streptophyta; Charophyceae; Charales; Characeae. The record is from the annotation of a GenBank genome assembly.